UACAGCUCAAUUAACCAAAAACUAUGGCAUUAUGAAGAUGGACCCUUAUUGUCGCAUCCGAGUAGGACAUGCGGUGUUUGAGACUCCAACUUCGUAUAAUGGAGCAAAACUUCCUUCCUGGAAUAAAUGUGUUCAGUGUUACCUUCCAGUUGGCGUGGACAGUAUGUAUCUUGAAAUCUUCGAUGAGAGAUCUUUUACUGUUGAUGAUAGGAUAGCAUGGUGUCACGUCACAAUACCCCAGUCUGUCUUGAAUGGUGAUGUCGUUGAUGACUGGUACCCUCUUAGUGGAAGGCAAGGCGAAGAAAAGGAAGGCAUGAUUAAUCUUGUUUUAUCUUUCACACCUGUCCAAAACCUUACAAUGGGAAGCUUUAUUUGUCCCCAACAAACUAUGGUAAUCCCACAAGUUGUCAGCCCUGGAAUGUUUUACGCUCCCAUGCAGCCUGUAGUUGGUGGCACUCCAGUGUAUCAAACGACCCAGCUGCCUCCAGCCCCUGUACAACAAGCUCCAGCAUACACAGAAUCUGAUGUUCAACAAAUGAAGGAUAUGUUCCCAGGAAUUGAAACCAAUGUCAUUCAGUCAGUUUUCAUUGCGCAACGAGGCAACAAAAAUGCAGUGAUUAAUUCACUGCUCUCAAUGAGUUCAGAACAAUAAUCUAGUUGUUCGUCUCUUCACUAGUAAACAAAACGAAACGAAAAAAAGAAAACAAACUAACAAAAUAAAACGGGGGCUGAAUACCAGUAUUAGAUUAAAACAGUGUAAACAAACUAAACAGAAAUAUAUAUAAAAAGAAAUUGAACUCUUCCGCUACCCUUCCCGACCCCACCCCACUCAAUGAGGACCGUCUUGACAUUGUUCUUCUUGCAGAGACUAAUCCCAUGAUCCCUAUAAUCCCUACACACUCCCCUAUGCUGGUAAUAUGAUUGGGGGACCAGUUCUUGAGCACAGCUUUCACUGCUGUUACACCGUUCAUUGAUCAUGCAUAAUUGCUUCUUGCCCUUUGUGUAUUUUUUAAAUAUCUUCUGCAAACACUGCAUAAGGAAUAAGGGGAGGAGGACACCCUUCACUAUGGAAUAGUUUAUAUUUUUUUUUUUAAUAUUUAUGUUCCAUUUCUUUAUUUCAAGAGUAAUUAGUUAAUUUUUCACCUGUAGCUAUUACCAUACCUUUAUCCUUUCAUUGUUCAGUUUAGAUAUAUGGGUCUUUUUUGUCUUUUUCAGAUUAAUCUUUUAUUCUGUUUAGUUAAAGAUGUAUCAUAAAGCUGGGGCCCAAAUUUUAGUUUUUUUCCCCCCCUAUUCUUUUUUCUAUUUCCUACUUCUCCCUUUUAUCUAUUCCUUUGUCUGUGGUUUGCAGACCAGUAAAAAUUUAAAUAGCAUUAAUUAGUCAAUUUAUUAACUAACAAAAAAAAGUUUUUUUGUUUCUUUUUUUUUUUUUCUCCUUUUUUUUUUUUUUAUAACCUGGUCACUGACACAUUGCAACUGCUUGUGUAAAACUUGCUUGCUGUAAAUUUAUUGUUUGGUAAACAUUUCAAUUAUUCUGCAAUUUUGGGUUUUUUUCUUUAACUUGUAAUUGUCAAUCACUCCAUUUUGUUAAUGCUUGCACUAUGUUUUCUCUCUGAAUGUUUUCUUAAUGUUAAAGUGAUAAUCUUAAUUUAGCAGUAUGUACUAGUUUCCUUUGCUUAUAUAAUAAUGUAUUCCACCCCACCCCCUUCUAGGCAGGAUUUAGCUGAAAAUUCAGGGGCUAGCUUUCUAUAUUGUAGGUCUAUAGGAAAUUACAUUUAUCUUCUUAUCAAUAAGACAGGAUUUGCUCUUUUGUCUAGGAAACAAGGGGGAAAAAGACCUUGGCACAAGACUGCCUGUUUUUGAGCAAUAAGGUUUUAUUUAAUGCAAGAAAGACAAAAAAGAAAGAAAAACUUUCUGACCCACCCCCAUUGAAUAUUAAAUACAUUGACAAGGCUAAUUUCUGUAUGAAAAUCACUGAGCCAAGAUCUCAGUGUUUUGUUUGUUAUUUAUGUGAUAGUAGCUUAUGGCUGAGAUAUAUCAAACAUCUUUCACUCUUUACAUGUUGGACUCCAGUCACUGUGCUGUUGGCCCUUGAGCAAGGCUCUUAACUCUAAGCCAUGCAACCUUUUAAGCAAAUAAUGUAAGAAAAUGAUUAUAUAUAAACCUUAUUGUCUCAAGUCUUGCCAAGAAUAAAAGAAGACAGAACUAGGUAUACAAAACACUGACCACCGUCAUCUUUCUACAUGAACUUCCAAAUCAUUGCUAAUUAUUAUUAAUAGUUAGGGCAGUGAAGAAGGUUACUAGUUCAAACUGCUUCCUUUAUGUUGUUGUGUACAUAAAGUGUGAUUUAUUAAACUC
Octopus bimaculoides (California two-spot octopus) is the source of this 2355-nucleotide messenger RNA. Its product is annotated as toll-interacting protein. NCBI's taxonomy places the organism in Eukaryota, Metazoa, Mollusca, Cephalopoda, Octopoda, Octopodidae. Gene Ontology annotation, biological process: ubiquitin-dependent protein catabolic process. Gene Ontology annotation, cellular component: cytoplasm. The record is from RefSeq and is a predicted model, not a curated record. Gene Ontology annotation, molecular function: ubiquitin binding; ubiquitin conjugating enzyme binding.